Molecule: messenger RNA, 156 nt
Organism: Nyctereutes procyonoides (raccoon dog)
Lineage: Eukaryota; Metazoa; Chordata; Mammalia; Carnivora; Canidae
Product: 60S ribosomal protein L39-like
Exons: 1
Coding region: 1-156 (51 amino acids)
Biological process (GO): translation
Cellular component (GO): ribosome; cytosolic large ribosomal subunit
Molecular function (GO): structural constituent of ribosome
Source: RefSeq, a predicted model, not a curated record
AUGUCUUCUCACAAGACUUUCAGAAUCAGGCGAUUCCUGGCCAAGAAGCAAAAGCAGAAUUGUCGCAUUCCCCAGUGGAUUCGGAUGAAAACAGGUAAUAAAAUCAGGUACAACUCCAAGAGGAGGCACUGGAGAAGGACCAAGCUGGGUUUAUGA